This is a messenger RNA of Drosophila eugracilis, 1581 nucleotides long. RefSeq names its product fatty acyl-CoA reductase wat-like. Lineage: Eukaryota; Metazoa; Arthropoda; Insecta; Diptera; Drosophilidae. The coding region runs from base 1 to 1500 and encodes 499 amino acids. Gene Ontology annotation, biological process: long-chain fatty-acyl-CoA metabolic process. Gene Ontology annotation, molecular function: alcohol-forming very long-chain fatty acyl-CoA reductase (NADP+) activity. Gene Ontology annotation, cellular component: peroxisome. The record is from RefSeq and is a predicted model, not a curated record. The transcript is spliced from 5 exons.
AUGGAAACCGAUAUCCAAGGAUUUUAUAAAGACAAGGUGGUGUUCUUGACAGGCGCCACAGGGUUUUUGGGAAAAGUCAUAAUCGAGAAGCUUUUGCGGACUACGGAAGUGAAACGCAUAUACUCAAUGAUCCGACCGAAACGAGGUCAGGAUAUUCAGGAACGUUUAGCCGUAUGGAAAAAAGAGCCACUAUUCGAAGUCCUGCUGCAGUCGAAGCCCAAGGCUCUGGAAAGGAUCUUCAUCAUUGCAGGCGAUUGUCUGGAAAAAGAUCUCGGCAUUAGUAAGACGGAUCGCCAACUUUUAUCCUCCGAAGUGCAUAUAGUCAUCCAUGGAGCAGCCACCGUGCGUUUCAAUGAACCUCUUCAUGUGGCUCUUGCUAUUAACACGCGUGCCACCAAACUAAUGCUUCAGUUAGCCAAGGAGAUGGUACACCUGGAGGCCUAUUUGCACAUCUCAACGGCUUUCUCCAACUGUGUGAUUUUCCGCAUCGAAGAGAAAUUCUAUCCCGAGCAUCUGACCUGUGACUCGGGGAAGGUUCUGGCCAUAAGUGAGCUACUUAGUGACCAAAUGAUGGACAAUCUGACUCCAACUUUACUUGGAUCCUUCCCCAAUACAUAUACAUACACCAAGGCCCUGGCGGAGGACGUGAUCCUAAGAGAAUCGGGCGACCUACCGCUAAGCAUAUUUCGACCUGCAAUUAUAAUUGCCACCCAUAAAGAACCCGUUUCCGGUUGGAUUGACAAUCUUUACGGACCCAUUGCUCUUCUAUACGGCGCUGGUCAUGGAGUGCUACGCGUGUCGACCUGCAACAAAAAUGGCGACGCCAGUUUGGUGCCGGUGGAUUACUGUGCAAAUAUGGCCUUGGCUAGCAUAUGGCAAACAUCGAUGGAAAAAACUCAACGAGAUUUGAAAUCACAACCCGCCAUCUACACUUUAGCGCCUAGUAAGGGGAAUCUGCUGAACAACAUGGACUUUGUUAAGCACUCUUUAAGCUGCCGAGAAGAUUUGCCUUUAACCAAGAUGAUCUGGUAUCCAUUUGUGCACUGCAUCUCGACACCGUGGCUAUUUCCACUGGCCGCAUUUUUUUAUCAUACGUUACCAGGCUAUUUUUUUGAUCUGGCUUUAAUACUUUCGGGAAGAAAACCUCGCCUGGUUAAACUCUACCGAAAUAUUCAUGCUAACAUUGCGAUUCUGCAGCAUUUCAUGCAUAAUUCUUGGAGCUUUGAAACAAAGAGCACAGAUCGGUUGAGAGCUGUAAUGUCUCUGGAGGAUCGGCGAUUAUACAGCUUUGAUAUGGAGGCUUUGGACUGGAAGAAAUACUUCGAAACGGCCCUUCUCGGAAUGCGUCUAUUCCUGGGAAAAGAACCUCCAACAAAGGAAUCCUUCGAUCAGGGUCGACGACUGUUGCGGCGUUUGAAGAUCUUGCACUAUAGCUUGAUGACAGUACUGGCCGCCAUUGCUGGAUGGAUUUUGUGGACACUGGUCAAAUUAAUUAUUUAAUUAAAUGGGACUACGAACUAAAAAACUUUGCUGUUCACAGUAUCGAAUAUCGAAACAAUAUUGUUAGCAAUAAAAAAUUUG